Messenger RNA from Cynara cardunculus var. scolymus (artichoke), 1181 nucleotides. RefSeq names its product protein EXORDIUM-like 5. Bases 102 to 1145 code for a protein of 347 amino acids. The transcript has a single exon. The record is from RefSeq and is a predicted model, not a curated record. NCBI's taxonomy places the organism in Eukaryota, Viridiplantae, Streptophyta, Magnoliopsida, Asterales, Asteraceae.
CCUGGCAGCUGUCACCAGCCCAUUUCUUUCCUACUCUUUAUAUAUUCUUCCAUCUCCAUUCUCUCUGGCCCUCACUACACCCAUUUCCAUCUCUAACCAAAAUGUCUCUUUUACCCCUCACCCUCACACUCAUCUGCUUCUUCUUCCUCAUACCCUCUCUUCUUGCUGAAACCCUGGAUGUAAAACAUCAUGAUAAAGAUUAUACCUUUGUUAACCCUAAACUUCCCCCCAAUGUCUUUACUACUUCCAAGAAAUAUGAAGGAUCAUCAGAGCUCGUCAACCUCCGGUACCACAUGGGUCCUGUCCUUUCUUCUCCGAUCAACAUUUAUCUCAUCUGGUAUGGUAAGUGGCUUCCAACUCAGAAGCUGCUUAUUAAAGACUUCCUUCUAUCAAUCUCCACCACCAAGCGCCGUGCCGCCCCACCCCCCUCGGUUUCCGACUGGUGGCAGACCGUGUCACUCUACACCGACCAAACCAACGCCAACAUCUCUCGGAACAUCCUCAUCGCCGGAGAAUAUUCCGAUCGAAAGUACACCCAUGGAACCCACCUCACUCGUCUCACCAUCCAAGACGUCAUCGCCUCAUCCGUCCGAUCAGCUCCGUUCGCCGUCGAUCAUAAAAAUGGGGCUUACCUGGUCCUGACUUCCGGCGACGUCACCGUACAGGAUUUCUGCCGCGCGGUGUGUGGGUUCCACUACUUCACCUUCCCAUCGAAAGUAGGAUACACCUUACCAUACGCAUGGGUCGGAAAUUCGGGUAAACAGUGCCCGGAAGUCUGCGCUUACCCGUUUGCCGUUCCUGGGUACAUGGGUAGUGGCGGGCCGGGUUCACUUGCAUCGCCGAAUGGCGACGUCGGAGUUGACGGAAUGAUCAGUGUGAUCGGCCAUGAGCUGGCGGAGCUGUCGUCGAACCCAUUGGUGAACGCUUGGUACGCGGGUGAAGACCCGACUGCACCGACGGAGAUUGGGGAUUUGUGUGAAGGGUUAUACGGGUCGGGUGGUGGAGGCGGGUAUAUUGGACAGGUGAUGAAGGAUGGGUCGGGUCGAACUUAUAAUAUGAAUGGUAGAAGAGGUAGGAAGUUUUUGGUUCAGUGGAUAUGGAGCCCCGUUUUGAAGGCAUGUGCUGGACCUAAUGCUUUAGAUUGAUUGUAAAAUGGUGGUUGGAGGCCAAAUUUAUUUUCC